AUGAGCCUCGAGAAGUACAAGCUUGUUUACUUUAACUUUGGAACCCGGGGUCGCGGUGAAUCCGUCAAGCUGCUGCUUGAAGACGCUGGCGUUCCCCACGAGUACGAGCUCAUUGAUCGCGACGCAUGGGAGCCUGUCAAGCAAAAGUUGAUUGACGAAGGCCAUCCCUGUGCCUGUGUCCCCUAUCUCGAAGCUGACGGCAAAAAGUACUUUGCCAGCACCGCGAUCUUGCGUUUCUUGUCCAAAAAAUUCGGCAAGUACAGAGGCAGCAACGAUGAUGAAGAACAGUUCGUUGAUGCCUGUGCUGAUUUCGUCGAUGAUUGGUAUUAUGCUCACCUCAGAAAAUGGUUGAACCCUACUGAUGAGGUUUUGAAAGAGGAUUACGAAAAGAAUCAAGCUCCUAAACAUUUUGCCCGUUUCGAACGUAUUUACGGUGCUAACCAAGGCCCUUACAUCUUGGGGUCUGAGAUCUCAUAUGCUGACUUCAUGGUCUUUCAUACCAUCGACGAUCAAUGGCGCACACAGAAGCUUAAGGAAUACCCCAACCUUGCCAAGUUCAUCGAAGCUUUUAGUGCGCGUCCCAACAUGACUAAGUACCUGACUGUUGCUCCUCCCAAGACCGAUUAAGAAAAA
Zychaea mexicana is the source of this 633-nucleotide messenger RNA. Its product is annotated as glutathione S-transferase. The transcript has 6 exons. Lineage: Eukaryota; Fungi; Mucoromycota; Mucoromycetes; Mucorales; Lichtheimiaceae. Gene Ontology annotation, biological process: glutathione metabolic process. Gene Ontology annotation, molecular function: glutathione transferase activity. The coding region runs from base 1 to 627 and encodes 208 amino acids. The record is from RefSeq and is a predicted model, not a curated record.